AUGGAGCUUUUACUUCGAUCAUCUCGAGCCUUGCGUUCGCGCUUCCGUUCACUUCCUUCUUCCCAAACCCUAAAUUCUCAAUUCUCACACCGCCUACACUCUUCCCCCUCUCCAAAAGUAGAAUCUGCAUAUGCACGAUCCAGCUUCUCUGGUGUUUCGAAUUCGAGAGUUUUGUGUGGAGAGUCGGGACGGAUGCUUCCUGCUGUUUUGGCUGGUUUGUUUGGGAUUGGAAUGGUGGAAACUGCGUAUGCGGAUAAAGCUAAUGAAGAUGUGCACGAAAUUGCUAAGAAAGAACGCCAGAGAAUUCAGGACUUGCUUACUACUAGGGGAAUUCGACAAGGUUCUUGUCCUCGCUUCAAUGUAGCGGUUAAAGGCCAGAAGGUCAGUAUAAAGUUUCAAGUUCCUCCUGGUUGUGAAAUUUCACAACUUAUUGCAAACCUUACUGCACAUCUUGGACUGAAAUCUGAAGGCCACGGCGGUGGUUCAGAUAUGAUUUUGCGUGCAUGGGACAGCACAGUUGCUUGGCAACUUACCCUUACUCAUCCAUCAAAGCAAAAGCAUAUUCAACAGAAUGAGCUGUCUUCAACAGAUACAAAUACACAUGAUAGAGAUCUAUGUAUACUUAUAUUUCAUUCUCUCAUUGGCUCAGAUAAAAUUGAAAUUGAAUUUAUGAAGCAAGGGAACUUGAGUCCCGAAGAGCUUGAUGCUUUCAUAUCUGUUUUACAAUUAGCUGGUAACAAGUUGGUAGAAAGAAAUCCCGUGGAAAGAAAGCCAUGGGAAGAGACCGAACAGGCACCAUCUGUAGAUAAAGCUAUUUCUAGUCUUGAGGCCAUGGGAGUAAGAACAUAUGGACUCAAUGAACCCAUAGGUACAUCAAACAACGAAGUUUCAUGGGACAAUAUCGCCGGGUACGAGCAUCAAAAACGGGUAAUAGAAGAUACAAUACUAUUGGCUUUGCACAGUCCUGAAGUAUAUGAUGAUAUUGCUCGUGGGACUCGGCAUAAGUUUGAGUCUAACAGGCCUCGAGCUGUGCUGUUUGAAGGUCCACCAGGUACAGGGAAAACCUCUUGUGCCCGUGUUAUUGCUAAUCAAGCGGGCGUCCCUUUGCUUUAUGUUCCACUUGAGGUAGUAAUGUCUGAAUUCUAUGGUAAAAGUGAACGCCUCCUAGGGAAAGUGUUCUCACUAGCAAACAGUCUUCCCAAUGGCGCUAUUAUAUUUUUGGAUGAGAUUGAUUCUUUUGCUGCUGCUCGUGAUGGCGAAAUGCAUGAAGCUACGCGUAGAUUAUUGUCAGUAUUAUUACGGCAGAUAGAUGGCUUUGAGCAGGAUAAGAAAGUGGUUGUCAUUGCUGCCACAAAUAGAAAGGAAGACCUUGAUCCUGCAUUAAUUAGUCGGUUUGAUACUAUGAUCGCUUUUGGUUUACCUGAUCAUCAUAAUCGUCAGGAAAUAGCAUCCAAAUAUGCAAAGCACCUGUCGAAAACCGAACUCGAUGAACUUGCACGAGCUACAGAGGACAUGGCUGGAAGAGAUAUUAGAGAUAUUUGUCUGCAAGCGGAACGAUCCUGGGCAUCAAAGAUUAUUCGGGGACAAGUAUCUAAAGAUGAAGAACAAGCAAACCUUCCACCUUUGCAAGAAUACACAGCUUGUGCAACACAUAGACGGGAUUCGCUGCUUAGUGCUGCUGCAGAUAGGAAGCCUCGACGAUCAUCCCGCAACAAGAUAAUAAAUGAAUAA
This is a messenger RNA of Lathyrus sativus (Indian pea), 1731 nucleotides long. The record is from the annotation of a GenBank genome assembly. Lineage: Eukaryota; Viridiplantae; Streptophyta; Magnoliopsida; Fabales; Fabaceae.